AUGACUGCUGCCAAAUUAGUUCAAAGUUACUUUCAGCAGCUAACACGCGGCUGUGGAAACAGUCAAUGUCUAAAUAUUUAUUGUUCAUCGAAUUUAUCAUUUAAAUAUGAUCGAAAACUUUUCGAAGAUCCAAAUAAUGUUGCUGCUGAAGCAAUUAAACUCGCACAUGACUAUGGCUUAGCUUAUUUAGAUGAAUAUAUGAAUUCAAAUUCGUUUCUAAUUGAAGAAAAUCUUCAACAGAUAAUUAUGAAAUGUAAAGAACUAAACAAUUGGGGAUUACUUCAAAAAUUAAUUUAUUCUGUUUUUUCUAAUCGACAAAAUCUAUCAUCAAGUUUUUUACGGAAAGGUUUUCCUAUCAAUAGUUCAACAAAUAAUGAUAUUUCUUCAUCGAAAACGGCGAGUGCCACAGCUAAAAGUCACUUCCUACAUGACUCACGUAUAACACUCGAAAAUAAUGAAAUUACAUUAGAUUUUGAUUUAAUGAAACGUUCUAUAAAAUUAUUAAUGUCAUAUGAAGAUGAGGUAUCAGUAACAAUUAAUGAUGCAUUAGGUGCUUUAUUUAAACAAAUCGAUAAUGAAUUAGCAUUAUCAAAAAAAGCUGAACUUGAAGAUGAUGCUAAUUUCCUUAAUAUAUUCUUUAUUGUAUUUCAACUACCAUAUCUAUCAGAUCCAAUAUGUAUAUUUGAUACUGCUUAUACGUUCUAUUCAAUUUUCCCUAAAUUAUCAAUUGAUAUUCAAAUGAAAUUCGUACGAAUUUUAGCCAAACAGAAAACUGAUUUAAACUAUUAUGUUUCACAUGUACAACAGUAUAUUACUAUGCAUACAUUCAGAUGGUGUGAUCAUACAGAAAUUAAUACUACAAAUGAAUCAUUAUUAUCAAGUGAAAGAGGUAUGCAUGAAGGAUUGUAUGUAUUGCGCAUACUUUUCUAUGCAAAUCUUCUUGGUGGUGAACGUCAAAUACUGGAAAUCAUUGAAACUGAGCGUGAAAACGAUCAACGUAUGGAAGUUGAAUUAAUUAAUCGUCGUCAACGACACAACGACGAUGAUGUAGGUGAUGAUGGAAAUCAUAAUGAACAAGGGCAAAAUCAACAACAACAACAGUCAGCUGAACAAGGAGAGAAUAGACCAGAAGCUGCAGCGACUUCUCCCUUACGUCAUCGAUCAACAAGUUUCACAAUGCGUACAUCAACGAGUGAACAAGAUGAAAUUGAAUCUCUCUAUGAAAAUCCACUACAAAUUAAACUUGGUCUUGAACCAAAUGAAUAUCGUCGUGGUUAUUUACCAUUUGACAGUUUUAUUAAUGAAUUUGCUAAUGAAAAAAUCGAGAUUAAUAAAGAAUAUCUUGAUUUUGUUCGACAAAGACCUGAUAUUCUUCACUUUUCAUUUAUUUUAUAUCCAUUUUUUUUAUCUACAAUCAACAAAAUCGCACUUCUCAACAUCGAAAAUAAAGUACAAAUGUAUCGACAACGACAUACAUCAUUUUUUCAUAGUAUAUUCAGCGGUGUUCGUCUUGAUCCAUUUUUUAAAAUAUGUGUCCGACGUGGUCAUCUUAUUGAGGAUGCUCUAAUCGCUCUCGAAUAUCAAGGUAUCGAACAACCAGCUGAACUUAAAAAACAAUUCUUUGUCGAAUUUGACGGCGAACAAGGUCACGAUGAAGGUGGAUUAUCAAAAGAAUUCUUUCAACUUAUCACUGAACAAAUCUUUAGUCCUGAAUAUGGUAUGUUUAUGGCUGAUGAAGAAACACGUUCUCUAUGGUUUAAUCCGUCAGCAGCUGAAGAUCUCGAUCGUGAAUAUACUUUAAUUGGCAUGCUAUUAGGUUUAGCGAUCUAUAAUUCAGUUAUUCUUGAUAUUAAAUUUCCACCUAUUCUCUAUCGAAAAUUGAUGGGUAAAGUUGGAACUUUCGAAGAUCUUGAAACGUCACAUCCGACAAUUUAUAAGAGCUUAAAAAGUCUUUUAUCAUUUGAUGAACAGCAACAAGGUGAAACGAUUGAAAAUGCGUUUGGUUCAACAUUUCAAGUUGGUAUUACUGACGCUACUGGUUCACGCGUUGUAUAUGAUUUAAAAGAAAAUGGUGAAAAUAUGCCAGUAACAAGUGAUAAUCGACAGGAAUUUGUACGUCUUUACAGUGAUUUAAUAUUAAAUAGAAGUGUUGAAAAACAAUUUCAUCCAUUCUUUCAUGGAUUUUUAUUAGUAACACGUGAUAGCUCAUUACGAAAACUUUUUCGACCCGACGAAAUUGAACUACUCGUUGCUGGUAGCCAAGUAUUAGAUUUUAAUCAACUUGCUACAGCUGCCGAAUAUGAUGGUGGCUAUUCAAAGGAUAGUCCAACCAUUAGAAACUUUUGGGAUGUCUUAAUGAGUUUUACUGAUGAACAAAAACGAAAAUUUCUUCGAUUCACAACGGGUAGUGAUCGUGCACCUAUCGGUGGUUUAGCACGAUUGAAAUUAAUUAUAUCUCGAAAUGGUCCUGAUACUGAUCGUCUGCCGACAGCUCAUACUUGUUUCAAUGUUUUCCUUCUUCCUGAUUAUUCAUCCAUUGACAAGCUACGAGAAAAACUAUUAAUUGCAAUCAAUAAUGCUGAAGGAUUUGGUCUACUUUAA
Messenger RNA from Rotaria socialis, 2601 nucleotides. The record is from the annotation of a GenBank genome assembly. NCBI's taxonomy places the organism in Eukaryota, Metazoa, Rotifera, Eurotatoria, Philodinida, Philodinidae.